AAACUAACCUCAAAAUUAUUUUUGUUUUGUUUUGAUGCAAUGUGCUCAUGGCUUUAUGCGGCGUUUUGUUUGUGAAUUAAGUAGAUAUUUCUUCUUUAAACUAUUAUUAGAAUUCAUAUAAAUUUAGAAUAAUGAUAAUUCUACUAGCUGACAAUCUUUUCUCUCUUCAAAGACUUUCACUUUGUACAAAAUACGAUGAAUUUUCCACUAAGUACGUGUCACUUCAACUUUCUUCAGACUUUGAAUGUUUAGUCCAGGUAUUUUCUAAGAGAGAGAUUGAUCCCAGUUACUGUGUACUAAAUUGUAGUGUUAUUAAAUGCUCCAAUUUUGAAAAACCUAAUCUCCUUUUAGAGAUUGGUUCGGUCUUGAAAAACUUAAAAAGUUUGGAAACAAGUAGUUUACAAGUUGUAGAUCCUGUAUCAAACAUAAAAGUAGUUUCGUUGUCUGUAGUUUUCACCAAUGCAAGACUCACCUCCAAAUGGAAAUCUAAAAAUGAAGUAGUUGUUAGUAUAGUGAGAGAAAUUUUAAAAAUGUUUGUCUUCACUAACAACUGUAUUAUAUUUCCAAAUUGUGUGGGUGCUUCAAAAUCGUUGGGCAUACAUUGUCUUCUAAUCCACGAUACUGGUGGUGUUUGUGGAAGAAUCACAUCUUCAACGAGGGUUAACAUAGUGAAUUCAUUGAGCAAAUCUUGGUUUGAGCUACAAAAACCUCUAGUUUGUCCCAACCCUAAUAACGCUAUGUACAAACUGUUCAAAAGCCACUGUGUGUUUGAGAGGACUACUGAGUCUCCGCUGAUAAGUCACAACAUUUUGUUGGUGGGUCCUUCAGGAUGUGGCAAAACAACUCUGGUGAAAAGUGUAGCUUUUGAUUGUGGGGUACCAAUCAUAACUCUCCUAGGACCGGAAGUAAGUAGCUCAGAUCCGGGUCAAACAGAGCGUAACAUCAAGGAAUUAUUUGAGGAAGCAAAGUUGAUUUCCAAGGAGAAACCUGGAGGCAUGUGUUUGAUUUUUCCUGGACCAAGUAGAUGCCCUUGCCGGGAAAGAAAGUGCCACCCAUUCUGCUCGAAUCAUCUCGUUAGUUUUGGAUCAGUUGGAUUCAGUUAGCAGAGUUAAAGGAGUCCUAGUUGUAGCUGCGACAGACAACCCGGAAGUUCUAGUGCCUUCGAUUAGACGACCUCCUCGUUUGGCGGUUGAAUUGUUGAUGGGUGUUCCGUCCCUGUGUGAGAGAGAAGAAAUGCUGAGGAACCUUUGUUUAAAAAUGGAAGUUGACGACAGAUAUUGUAAAGAGAUAGCAGAGAAGACUCCAGGAUUUGUGGCUGCUGAUCUAUCUCUCUUAGUUUUGAAUGCACAACGGAAGAUUUCCAAGCUACCUCGCCAACCUAACAAAGAUGAGGUCCGUAAAGAGUGGCUGAGUGUCGUCUGUGAUGCGAGGCCAUCUGUGCUACGAGGCGAACAGGCCUUGGUUUCUGAGAAGGCCAUCGAUUUGUCGGAUAUUGGAGGGCUGCAACAAUCCAAAAUUUCACUGCAAAAAGCUGUGGAGUGGCCACUGUUUUACCACGACUCCAUGAAGCGGCUUGGCAUCAUGCAGUCAAAGGGAGUUCUGCUGUACGGACCACCGGGCUGCGCGAAAACCAGUCUAGUCUGUGCUAUAGCCAGCAAGCUUAACAUCACUUUCUUGUCGAUAUCAGCUGCUGCUAUCUAUUCGCCGUAUGUUGGCGAUGCUGAACGUACCAUCUCACAACUCUUCAGAAGAGCCAGACUUAGUGCACCUUCUGUACUUUUCAUUGAUGAAAUUGAUGCACUGGUGGGUAGCAGAGGCCUUGGCAUGCAUAAAGUGAGUGAGAGCGUUCUAUCAACCCUGUUGACAGAGAUGGAUGGUGUUGGCGUCAAACUCGAGAAAAGCAUUGAUAUUGAAGAGAGCUUCCAACCUAAGGUGGUAGUGGUGGCAGCGACUAAUAGACCAAAUCUGCUGGACCCAGCUCUGGUUCGGCCGGGACGUUUUGAUAGAUUGGUGUAUGUCGGACCACCAGAUCGCCACGAAAGACUCGAGAUUCUACAGAAACUAACCAGAAAAAUACCUCUAGGCUCAAGUGUAAAUCUUGAAGAAUUGGCUUCAAAGACCUCUAUGUUCUCAGGGGCAGAUCUAUCAAGUCUCUGUAAAGAGGCGGCUUUGAUAGCCAUGUGUGAAGGUGGGAUGAACGUCGAAUAUGUGGAGCAAAGCCAUUGGUUGAAAGCCCUCGAGUCUAUGGAACCAUCUCUCACCCAAGAGCAGAUCGACUGUUACAGUAAUAUCUCUUUCAAAUGAAUUAUCAUUUUCUGUUUCUCCCUCUCACUUUCCUUGCUCCACCUACUACCAUGGGCGAGGAAAGUAUUACCAUCGAGAAAUGAUAGCAUAAGCAGAUAUAGAAGACAAGAAGAGUAGACAAGGAGAGGAAAAGAGAGAAAGGAGAGGAGAAGGGAAGGAAUUCUAAUGCUAAGAAUCGAGAGACUAAGAAAAUAGAGGAAUAACGAUAAUGGACACAUGCUCUUUCUGAUAACAGGAAGAACAAUUUGAAAAAUUAGAGUACUUUAAUAUAUUUUUUGAAAGCAAUAUAUUAGAGAAAAGAUAGCAUAAGAAGAUAUCCCAUGGUAUAGGACGUUUAUGGUCCACAUUUCAAGCCGAUUACUGUCGACUACUGUCUAUUAUCAGUAUUUACAAUGAUGUGGGCAGGUCUUACAAGGACGAGAAUGCAUAAGAACGGCACAGUAUGAGAGACUACCAGCGUCACAUAGCUGUCUUGUCAAUGCCUUCUUUAGACGGUAGCCGAUACAGGUUCAUUGAUGUAAUAUCAACUAUUCAUUCUCGUUUAAAAUAAUCAAUUAUAUAUUUUAUUAAGCAAGAAAUUAUAUGUUUCAAUAAUUUCAUGAUGCAUAAGAACGGCACAGUAUGAGAGACUACCAGCGUCACAUAGCUGUCUUGUCAAUGCCUUCUUUAGACGGUAGCCGAUACAGGUUUAUUAAUGUAAUAUUAACUGUUCAUCCUCAUUUAAAAUAAUCAGUUAUAUUUUAUUAAGCAAUAAAUUAUAUUUUUCAAUAAUUUCAUAAUGAAUUUUCAUAAUAUAAAGAUAAUAUAUUUUUGUUAGUUAAAUAUUAAUACUUCAUUGUUAAAAGACGAUCUGGCAACAGAGCAAAGCGAAAAAGAGAUAGCGCUAUCCAUUCUGUUGAAUGAUAGACAAAGAUAGCAAUACAAUUGCUAAUCGAACACUGCUAUUAUAACGUGGACCACACUGUAGGACCAUCCGGUUUGAGUUAACAGUAGUGAUAUUAUUUGGUACAUAAAUGCUCUAUACCUUGGGAUAUCUUCUCUAUCUUAUCAUAGAGAAAAGAUAGCUUAAGGAGAUAUCCCAAGGUAUGCUUGUUGCAUAUUUUCAAAUAUCACUGUUAACUGAUCGACCGCUGAGAAGCGAAGCUGAGGUCUUCGACUCGAUCGGCUUUUGUCUGUUUGUUUGUUUGUACCGCAGUUACAGUCGCAGUUAUUGUCCGAUUUGGAUGAAAUUUGGUAUACAAGUUCUUUGAAACAAGGUGCAGAAACGUAUGUGUAACGAUUUUUGAUAAGACCUCUGGUUUUAAUAUAAAUUGAAUAUAAAUUGUGCCGCUCUCAAAUGUGCUGUAUUGAAUGAAUGGUAUCGUUGGAAUGCUAUCGAUAGAGGACAAGAGUUGUAAGCGGUGAACCUUGAAACGUCUGAGCCGCUCCAAAUCAUACUGUAUUUAUAAAAUUGAAGAAAACUUCUCACUUGAUGGCACUAUUUCUUCCCUUUUCAACACGAUAUUUCCCUGUUUCAUAGAUGAAUAGUUUCUAGACCUACCGAACCGGCCGUAGACAUCACAGCUUAGUUAGUUAGCUCUUGUUUUCGUUUUAGUAUGAGAUCGGAAAUCUACUUGUGAGCAUAAACAUUCUGCAUAGGCAUAACAAGCCGCCAUAACAUUGAAUCCACUUUUCAUGAAAAAAUUAUCAGCAACCUCCUGUCAUUGUCACCAACAAACCUAUCUUAUUUAGAAUCAUUUUCCGUCUAACUAUCGUCUGUGAGACGAUUCAUAGUCUAAAUUGCUUACUGCAUAUAUUCCAUUUUUCUAUCAAUUGACCGAUUUCUUAUAAUUAAUUUUUAGAAAAUUUGUAAUAUUGUAAAUAUGGGGACGAUAUGAAGGUACCUCCUUGAGAGACAUUUAUAAGUCCGGUGUCCCUGGAAACAAUGUCUUUAGCACUUUCAAUGGAGAAAAUGAUAGAUGACAUGAAUAAAUCUUCACAAUAUACUGUACUUCCUUAAUGGCCCUUCUCAUUAGUUUAAAAGUUGUAGGCUAUUCAUGAGCGAGGUCUACUGUUCGCAGAACUACUAGUAGUCCUAGUAGUUGUUUUUCGUGAAUCUAUGUGACGCUGGUAGUCUACCAUAAUGUACCGUUCUUAUAAAUUCUCACCCGGCGAUUGUAAGCCCGCCCACAUCAUUGUAAAUACUGAUAAUAGACAGUAAUACACAGUAGUCUACAGUAAUAGGCUUGAAAUGUGGAACGUAAACGUCCUAUACCAUGGGAUAUCGAAAAAACAUGUCUCAGAAAAAAAACAUGUGUCCAUUAUUCCUCUAUUUUUGAGGACAUCUUCUUAUGCUAUCUUUUCUCUUUAAUAUUGCUUUCAAAAAAUAUAUUAAGGUACCCCAAUUUUUAAAUCGGAAUCUCCUCUCCGUCUUCAGGAAAAAACAUGUGUCCAUUAUUCCUCUAUUUUUGAACUCUAUUUCCUCAGUCUCUCUAUCUUUCUUAGCAUUAAAAUUCCUUUUCUUCUCCUCUCCUUUCUCUCUUUACCUCUCCUUGUCAUCUUUUCUCUUUCACCUUCUUUCUCUCUCUUUUCCUCUCCUUCUCCAAGAAUGGACUUAGGUUUCAAACUCUGCAGUUUCAUGUGAAACAAAUUACAGUAAUAUCUUAAUUAUUGCAUAUUUUAUCAUCUUUCUCUGCUCCAUAUCAUUGUAAAACUCUUUAGUCUGUAGGUUAAAAUAAUUGAAAUAAUGUUAUUUUAAUCCUAGUCUUAAUUAUUUUCAACUCUAGAACGUAAGUUUUAUUCUGUUUUAUUACACACAUAAAUAAGGGAUAUUUAUCUCCUCUCCUUGUCCACUCCUCUCUAUAGUGAGGUCCACGUUAUUAUGGCAGUGUUUAAUUAGCAAUGGUAUUGCUAUCCUUGUCUAUCAUUCAACAAAGCGGAUAGCGCUAUCUCUUUCUCGCUUUGCUCUGUUACCAGAUCGUCUUCUAACAAUGUAGAAUUAAUAAUAAAUUCACAAAAUAUUCUAUCUUGAUUUAUGAAAUCAUUGAAAAAUAUAAUUUCUCGCUCAAUAAAAUAUAAUUGAUUAUUUUAAACAAGAAUGAACAGUUGAUAUUACAUAAAUAAACCUGUAUCAGCUACCGUCUAUAGAAGGAAUUGACAUAAGAGAGGAUCGGCAACGUUGUUCUCCUAUCUUUCUCCACUGCCAUUAUAACGUGGACCUCACUAUAGCUUGAAAUGUCCUUUCAAGCUCAUUUUUUACCUACUUGUUACUUGGAUAAAAACUUCAAGCUUGAGCUACUUAUCCGUCCACAUCUCUUCUUCUCCUUUUUCUCUUCUUCUUGCACUCUGUAUCCUGUUGUAUAUAUCUUUAAUAUUAUAAGUAGUUUAAUUUUUAAUAGUUUAAUUUUUAUUUUAAUCUUUUUUUAUUCACAUUCAGUUCCUAUCCAUAAUGU
Molecule: messenger RNA, 5735 nt
Organism: Nilaparvata lugens (brown planthopper)
Lineage: Eukaryota; Metazoa; Arthropoda; Insecta; Hemiptera; Delphacidae
Product: spermatogenesis-associated protein 5-like protein 1
Exons: 7
Coding region: 1201-2304 (367 amino acids)
Molecular function (GO): ATP hydrolysis activity; ATP binding
Source: RefSeq, a predicted model, not a curated record